ACUGUUCCCGGACCAGAACCCAACGAUCCUCCGGAUCAUUACUGAUCAGUUAUAGAUUAGUUUUUGAUUAUACUUUGAGCAGGUGAUCGAUCAGGUGUGGUGGGUUUGAUCUGUCGGAGGGGAUGUCCCGGCUGCUGGAGAGCAGGAGACAGGACAGGAUGAAGGAAAUCAACCUGAAGAAUAAGGAGAAGGAGCGUCUGAAGGUGAGGGAAAAGGAGGCGAGAGAGAGGGAGGCCAGGUCCAGCAAUGGUCACCUGUUCACCUCCCUGACAGUGUCCUCCACCACCCUGUGCUCCUCCUGCAACAGGAGCAUCACGGCCAAGGAGGCGCUCAGCUGCCCAGCCUGCAAUGUCACCAUCCACAACCGCUGCAGAGACAGUCUGGCCAGCUGUGCCAAGAUGAAACAGAGGCAACAAAAGCUGUCGAUGGUCAGAAACAGUUCAGCUCUGCAGAAUGUCGCCAUGCGGACUAAAACUCCGAUGAUGAAGGAGCGUCCGAGCUCGGCCAUCUACCCCUCAGACAGUCUCCGUCAGUCCCUCCUCGGGUCCAGACGAGUCCGGUCCGGACUCUCACUUGCCAAGAGCGUCUCCACCAAUAACAUCGCAGGUGGGUUAGAUGACUCUGCGGGUCUCAGGAGGAUUCUGUCUCAGUCCACCGAGUCUUUAAACUUCCGGAGCAGGACGUUGUCCAUGGAGUCUCUGACUGACGACGGGGAGUGGUGGUGGAACUCCCUGCUGGAGGAGCUGCAGGUGGAGGGCAGCUGUGUUCAGGCCGACAGCUGGAGUAUGGCUGUGGAGCCGAACUUCCUGCAGACGCUUCACAAAGACCUCAUCAAACAACAGGAUGUCAUCUACGAGCUGAUCCAGACAGAGUUCCACCACGUCCGGACGUUGCGGAUCAUGGAGGGGGUGUACAGGAGAGGGAUGCUGGAGGAGGUGAUGCUGGAGGCAGGUGUGGUUCACACCAUCUUCCCCUGCCUGGACCAGCUGCUGGAGCUUCACUCCAACUUCCUGUCAGAGCUGCUGAACCGGAGGAAGGAGGGACUGAUGGAGGGCAGCUCCAACAACUUCACCGUCCGCAGCAUCGGAAACCUGCUGCUCCGACAGUUUUCAGGUCAGUGUGCAGACGACAUGAAGAAACUUUACUCUGAGUUCUGCAGUCGACACCCGAAAGCUGUGAAACUCUACAAAGACGUUUUAGCCAGAGACCGAAGACUACAGCAGUUUAUCAGGCGUGUCUGUCGUGGUCCUCUGCUGCGUCGUCAUGGCGUCCAAGAGUGCAUCCUGCUGGUGACACAACGAAUCACAAAGUACCCCGUCCUCCUCCAACGAAUCCUCGACAACACCAAAGACAGCGAGGAGGAGGCGCAGGCUCUGAGCAAGGCGCUGCAGCUCCUGAAGGAGCUGAUCAGCUCGGUGGACAAAGAGGUACUGGAGCUGGACCGGACCAGGAGGCUGCAGGAGAUCCAGGCCCGUCUGGACCCCCGGGCCCAAGCGGAGGUCCGGGGAGGAGGAGUGUUCAGAGGAGGAGAACUGCUCAGGAGGAGGCUCCUCCAUGAGGGGAUGCUCCUCUGGAAGGUCCAGGGCUCCAGGAUGAAAGAUGUGCAGGUCCUGCUCAUGUCAGACAUCCUGGUUUUCCUUCAGGAGAAAGAUCAGAAGUUCACCUUCGCAUCAUUGGACAAGUCUCCAGUUGUCUCUCUGACUAACCUGAUCGUCAGAGAUGUAGCCAAUCAGGAGCGAGGGAUGUACCUGCUCAGUGCCUCCACCCCUCCAGAGAUGUACGAGCUGCACGCUCCGUCCAAAGACGACCGCCGGACCUGGAUGAUGUGGAUCCAGCAGGCUGCUCUCAGCUGUCCAUCCAGAGACGAGUUUCCUCUCAUCGAGACUGAAGACAAAGCUUUACUGCGAAGACUCAGAGCCGAUAUCCAGCAGAAGGACAGGGAGGUGCUAGAGCUUCUGCAGGAGCGUGUGACUCUGUUUUCUGACCUGGUGGAGGCGACAGGAAGAGGAGGAGAAGAAGAAGGAGGAGGCGUGGAGGUGAGCACCUCCUCCUUCAGGACCUCCUCCAGCUCCUCAUCGUGCAGGAAUCUUUUCAGGGCUGACACUCCUCAUGCUCCUCGGGCCGAGCCGCUCCUCACUGCCUCCGUCACUGAAGUGGACAAACUGACGGAGCUGCUGCUGGACGCCAACAUCCAGAGGUCCACCGUAACCAACGGCAACCAGGAGCUCAGCAAUGGUGACUCUGGUUCUCUGAACGGUUCUUUUGAGAUGAACAGCAGCUCCUCAAAGGACAGAAAUGGUAACCAGCUGCAGGAACGCACCUUAAGCCAGGAAGUCCGUCAGCGAUUGGUCAAUCUGAGCAUCCAGCUUCAUGCCCUACAGGCUGCUGUGAUUCGGCAAGACUCGAUCCUGGAGCUGUCGGUCAGUACAGGCCCUGCCCCCACAGUCAACCAAGGCUCCACCCCCAGCCCCGCCCCCGGCCCUCGACUCAGUCGGUCUAUGUCGCGGGACACGGGGCUGGAUGCUGGCGGUGAGGCGCAGCUGCUGCAGCGGCAGGUGGAGCUGCUGCAGGAGGAAGUGACGCGGCUGCGUCUAAAGCGAGAGGAGCCUGACAGGGAGGGGGCGGAGCAAGGUGGCAGGAGGAGGGUCAAUGGAGGGAUUGGUGAUGUCAUCAAGGAGGAACAGCAAGCGAACAAGAGGCGGGGCAGCAGGGAACUGGAGUCCUGCGCCCUCUCCUCAUUGGCCAGUCAGGAUCCAGUCGACCAAUUAGAUGGCGUCCAAGAGGGAAACGAGGAGGAGGAGGAAGUGAUGAAGAUCUCUCCUCGCUCUGACAGCCCCAGAGACCUGCAGGACAUCCCCGAGGAGAGUGAGUGUGGCACUGAUCCCAGUUAACGUCAUCUCACUAUCCGCCUGAUGACCUCAGGGACUCUGCUGAUGUCACUGUGAUAUCACCGAGAUGUCACUGGCUGAUCAGUCACUCGGCUGGAGAUGAUGUCAUUUCCUGUUUUACAGAAGCUUUUGAUCUCAGCUGUCGUACUUUUCUGAAUGUCGCUGUUUAGGGUAGAAACAGGAAGUAUAACCAUGUGACCUGUUUACAUCAUCACGUCAGCUGGAGCCCCGUCCACAUGUGGUGUAAAUGGGCGGGGUUUAUGAA
Messenger RNA from Seriola dumerili (greater amberjack), 3153 nucleotides. It is a transcript of the gene arhgef2b, whose product is annotated as rho guanine nucleotide exchange factor 2-like. Gene Ontology annotation, molecular function: microtubule binding; guanyl-nucleotide exchange factor activity. NCBI's taxonomy places the organism in Eukaryota, Metazoa, Chordata, Actinopteri, Carangiformes, Carangidae. Gene Ontology annotation, cellular component: cytoskeleton; ruffle membrane. Bases 123 to 2891 code for a protein of 922 amino acids. The transcript has 22 exons. Gene Ontology annotation, biological process: cell morphogenesis; positive regulation of neuron differentiation; regulation of Rho protein signal transduction. The record is from RefSeq and is a predicted model, not a curated record.